CCUGAGAGAGGUGUCUCAAGUCCAACUUGAAUCUCGGGUGUUGACUUCUCUCUCUCUCUGACGGACUCUGUGGCGUGUGAAGGCCUCUUUCCCGCCUGGACCACCCUUGAGCCGGAUCCCGCAGGGGCCCGCCUACCCAUUGGCCAGGGAACAUCGCCGUUGAUACCAUGAAAAAGAUCUUCUCCCGCGGUGCCAAGCCCACCCACACGGAAUUAUUGGGCGGGGGCGGUCCGCCAGGUCCCGGCGGCGGUGCCAGUGGCGCCCUCUCCGGUGCCAGCCACGCCCCAGCCCUGCCCGCCUCAGGCGGGUGGACGGUGGGUCGACACAGCGUGGUAUAUGAGGAUUUGAUCGCGGAGGGCGGCUUUGGCGUGGUGUUUCUGGUCAAGGCCAAAGGCUCAACCAACACGAAAAUGGCCUUGAAACGCAUGUUUGUCAACAAUGACAAGGAUCUGGCCGUGUGCAAACGGGAAAUUAACAUUGUGUCCAAUCUGAACGGUCAUCCUAAUCUGAUUGGUUACGUGGACUCGAGUUUGAGCCUCUUGGAUGGUGAGGUUCACGAGAUCCUUUUACUCAUGCCUUACCAUAAGACCACCCUCCUCCAACUCAUGAAUGACAAAUUAUCCACCGGUUUUAAGGAAUCCGAGGUGUUGGCCGUGUUCUGUGAUAUUUGCUCGGCAGUGGCUCGACUUCACCAUUGCCAAACGCCGAUCAUUCAUCGGGACCUCAAAGUGGAGAACGUGCUUAGGAGCGACCAAGGGCGCUACGUGUUGUGCGACUUUGGUUCGGCCACCGCCCAGGUCCUCAAGCCCUCGGUUCAAGGCAUCAUUCCUGUCGAGGAGGAGAUUAAGCGAUACACCACCCUGUCCUACCGAGCGCCGGAAAUGAUCGACUUGUACUCGGAAGUGCCAUUGACCGCCCGGACUGAUAUUUGGGCCCUGGGCUGUCUGUUGUACAAGGUGUGUUACUUCUCGCUUCCAUUCGGCGAAUCGGCCUUGGCCAUCCAAGCCGGCAAUCUGACCUUCCCCUCUCAACCCAAAUAUUCAUCCGAAAUGAAGAAGCUCAUCCGAUACUUACUCACGGUCAAAGUUGAGCGUCGCCCCGACAUAUUCCAGGUCUCGCACUUGGCCUUUGAACUGGCCGGUCAGACCAAUCCCGUGCAGAACUUGCACAACUCCUCCAUUCCAACCUUUGGAACACUGAGCGAAUCGCUCGGUUCACCCUUGGCCUCUGAUACAGCCAAUGGCAUAGCUUCGCCCCCUUCGUCUCAUCCUCUCUUGACCUCGGGCGCCAAAUCGGCGGCCGCCGUCAACCCUGUGGGUCAAUUGACCACCGCCACGAAAGAGAGCCUGUCUCUGAAAUCUCCCGGGUCACCUGAGGCAGUCACAUUUAGACGACCGAUCGAGCCAAGCUCUCCGGCCAACACGUCUGUGGCCCCACGACAGAGACCACGAGGUCAGGGCCAGACGAAGAACCUGGUCCCAGGGAUGGCUGGACCUUUGCCACUUCCUCCCACUGCUGACGCUUCGUCUCAAAAUCCAUUUGUACCGAGCACCACGACCCCUGUCAAAUCCAGCAAUCCUUUUGCUUCCAACUUUGACCUCUCCUCUUCGGCCAAUAGUGGGUCACAUUCCAUGCUUCACAGUUCCAGCUCUAACGUUGGCCAACCCCAGGGCCCUGUUUCUCUGCAAGAGCCCAACAACAACCCUUUUGUGAGACAUCCCCCUAGUGGGAAAGGUUGGAAUCCUUUUGAGGACUCCAAAAGCUUUGGAGAUUUGAGCGAAGACGCCUUAUUUGGCGCGCAAUUUGAUCAACUUCGGCAAGAAUCAGCCGCCACCCAAGAUGGUUCGCUCACCAAGGGAUCCAGAGAUCCAUUCCUCUCAGCUCCAUUCACCGUCCAUCAGAAGAAUUCAGCCUGAAUUACAUCACAAAUCAUCCAUCAAUGAUAUGUAACAAGAUUUGAAAGGUCAAUUGAAGAAUCAUACAUCUUCCUCUGUCUGCUACUACCACAAUUAUUAUUAUUAUUAUUAAUACUAUUAGCAUUAGUUACUUUUAUCAACAUUUUCUUCAAAAUAUUUUUCAUGAAUUCUCGACCAUGACCACCGCGAAGAGAACCAUCAGUACCAUUAUAUUCGAUAUUCUUUGUCCAAUAAUACACGGAAAUGAAAUCGUUA
Messenger RNA from Tigriopus californicus, 2171 nucleotides. Its product is annotated as AP2-associated protein kinase 1-like. Gene Ontology annotation, biological process: positive regulation of Notch signaling pathway; protein phosphorylation; regulation of clathrin-dependent endocytosis. The record is from RefSeq and is a predicted model, not a curated record. Gene Ontology annotation, cellular component: cytoplasm. The coding region runs from base 168 to 1916 and encodes 582 amino acids. NCBI's taxonomy places the organism in Eukaryota, Metazoa, Arthropoda, Copepoda, Harpacticoida, Harpacticidae. The transcript is spliced from 7 exons. Gene Ontology annotation, molecular function: AP-2 adaptor complex binding; protein serine/threonine kinase activity; ATP binding.